AUUGCUUUGUAGUUGGGGAGGAUAAAUGUACUUUUCCCUUUCUGUCUAUAUUCUCUGCUGUUGGAUGUACAUGAAAGAGCAAAACUUGAUUUUCAAUGUCCUAAAUAUUGUAUCCUAUUGGUUUUCUCUAAAAGCAAAACUUUACUUUAAUGCAAGCUCGCAUACCCUUGAUUCUACAUGAAAGUUAUGCCGAUUAACCCCAAAGGAUAGCACAAUUGGCUAGUAACCAUACUUAAUGAAGUGGAGGUCAAUGUUGGAAUCUCUCUACCGUCUUCCCUUCAGGUUAAAUGCAAUAAAAAGGGGGGAAAAAAUAAAGUCAAGUGGAUCUGAGUUCAAGCUUAGCCACAUAUUGUAAACUCGAGCUUGAGAGAAGUUUGAGCCACGUUCAAAACAUUGAAUGAAUUCCUCUUUUGGAGUGUCAUGUUUUUUUUCAGUGGUCCUGAUGGAUUUAGUAGUGAUGGACCCCUAUGCGACCAAUCCUGGACCAGUUGAUAGUUCCAUACUCUAUGAUCAGGAUAAACAUGUGUCAUCAGCAGUAUGGGAAGGGCAGGAGCGUGGUGCACUUAGAUGUCACGAGCACACUUCAAAGCUUGAUCAAUGGACACUUACAACAAAACAGAUUGAGUUGGUAGAGAAGGCUGGAUUUGGCUACUUGAAAUUGAUUCCGGCAAUUAGUCUAGACAACCCCCUUAUCUCUGCACUAGUUGAGAGGUGGAGGAGAGAAACCAAUACAUUUCACUUGAAUGUUGGAGAAAUGACCGUAACCCUUAAAGAUGUUGCACUCUUGCUUGGUUUGGCAAUUGAUGGAGAACCUGUAAUAGGUAUAACAUACACCACGUGCAGCUCGGUUUGUGAAAAGUAUCUUGGGAGAGCUCCAGAGUCUGGUUACACAAGUGGUGGAAUGGUGAAGCUAAGUUGGUUGAAAGAGUUCUUUUCUCGAUGUCCUGAAGAUGCACCAAUUGAAUUGAUUGAGCAGCAUACACGUGCUUACCUUCUAUAUCUUGUAGGCAGCACAAUAUUUUCCACUACUACCGGAAAUAAAGUCCCUGUCAUGUAUCUUCCAUUGUUUGGGAAUUUUGAGCAAUGUGGAAAUUAUGCAUGGGGGGCAGCUGCGCUGGCAUUCUUGUAUAGGGCCCUUGGAAAUGCCUCUCUUAGAUCUCAAAGUACUAUCAGCGGCUGUUUGACUCUACUACAGUGUUGGAGUUACUUUCACCUCAAUGUUGGGCGACCAAAGCUCAAUCAUGAUCCGAUGCAUGAUCGCUUUCCAUUUGUAUUAAGGUGGAAAGGAAAACAAAGUGGCCCAACAGCAAACCGUGAUGUAGUUUUUUACCGUAAGGCUUUGGAUUCCCUGAAAAAUUGUGAUGUGGAGUGGCUUCCUUACAAAAAUAUGGACAGUAUGGUAAUUCCUGAAGAUAUUAAAAGUACUCUAAUUCUUGGGAGGUCCAGGACAAUGUUGAUAUGCUUUGACAAGGCAGAAAGACAUCUCCCAAAUCGCUGCCUAAGGCAAUAUGGCAUGCUUCAAUCGAUUCCAGAAGAUGUGCAGCGAUGGGAGAGAAAGAGUCGUGGCGUUGAUGGUGGGGUUGACUUGUCAGGGAAAAUGGAGUCGGAGCUUAAAGAAUGGUUUGACCGACGACUCCAUAUUGUGGAAGGUGAUGAUUGUGCAGAUGAGAGUGAGUACAUGCAAUGGUAUCUGAGAAUCACUCGUAAAUUUGUAGGAAGACCUAUUUCUCUUUCAUCUGAGUUUCAAAGAACAAAUGCUGGUUUGAGGGAUAUUGCGCACAUAGCAGAUACGUUCUCAACAAAAGGGUUGGAUCCCCAACAAAUUGAAUCAAUUUCAAGGAUCAGAUAUAUUGCACAUGAGUGUCUGAGGGACCAAAUUGGAGGUCCAGUCAUAGUUUCAGCAAGCCCAGAAACUGAACUUGGGAAAAGGGUAAGAGGAAAAGAGAGGGUAAGGAGGAAGGGUAGUGGAAAACGUCUCCGGAAGGAUGAACAAGUGCAGAAUAAUGAAGUUAGCGAUGAUGAUCAAUCACAGUUUGGUGGUGCUGCCAUGGAGAUUGAUCAACUGCAAUUAACCCAUUCUGAUAGAGAGGUGGAUCAGUUGCAGAUAUGUCCUAUAGAUAGUGAAGUCAAUGAUUUGCAGCUAAUUCGUGCAACAGAUGAGGGUGAGAAUGCAGAGCUUUGCAAUGCAGAUACUGAGGUUGAACAUUCAGAGCCAGGCCAUGCUUUGGGUGAGGAAGAAAAUGUAGAACCAAGUCAUGCAGCUGGUGAGGAAGAAAACGGAGAGCUAAGCCAUGCAGCUGGUCUCGAAGAAAAUGCAGAAUUAAGCCAUGCAGCUGGUAAGGAAGAAAAUGCAGAGCUAAGCCAUGCAGCUGUUAAUGUUGAUGAUAAGCAGCUUCCUGAAGCACCUAAGGAGGUUGAGGACCCGCAGCUUUCUGAAGCAACGAAGCUGGUGAACGGCUCUCAACUUUCUAAUGCAACUAAAGAGAUUGGUGACUCGGAGCUUCAUGACAUAACUAAGGAGGUUACUGAAACACAGCUGUCCGUCGCAAGUAAUGAGGCUGGUGACGAAAGUAAGGAGGUUGUUGAAUCGCAUCACUCUCUUGCAGCUAAAGUAGGUGAUGCAACUAAGAAGUUUACUGAAUCAGAGCUUUCUGUUCCAACUAAUGAGGUAGAUUAUUCUCAGUUUUCAAGUGAGAAUGAUCCACAGACUGAUAAAGAAGCAUUAGAUGUUGUUCCACCGUCAUCUCCUGAAAAUCGUGAAGAUAUUGCAAAGGGUGAUUGCAGCGUAGUAGUAUAAAAUGAAGACUUUACCAUGUGAUUUUGUAGAGGUAUUCCUGUCUCAAUAUGUAAAAGGUGUCCAUAUAUAUUGUGAUGAUUAUAGGUAUUCUCUCUCGUGCGUGACUGCACCUACAGCUCAUGAAUAUAAAUUCCAUUUCAUCAUGACAGGCAGCCCAAGACUAACCAUAGCAGUUCGUCUAAAUUAGCUAGACAUUGGGGCGAGAGUUAGAAGAAGCUUCUUUGUAUGUGACUAGAUAGGCUAAAUCUGGUUGUGUUGGUCAGCGGAAUGUUAUAAUGUUGUAUUAUUUGAGUAAUUAUGACAUCUGAUCUGAUCUGCUCUUAUAACAUCAUCUGUGGUUUUUGGAA
Messenger RNA from Corylus avellana, 3144 nucleotides. The record is from RefSeq and is a predicted model, not a curated record. Lineage: Eukaryota; Viridiplantae; Streptophyta; Magnoliopsida; Fagales; Betulaceae.